Molecule: messenger RNA, 603 nt
Organism: Penicillium canescens
Lineage: Eukaryota; Fungi; Ascomycota; Eurotiomycetes; Eurotiales; Aspergillaceae
Exons: 3
Coding region: 1-603 (200 amino acids)
Source: RefSeq, a predicted model, not a curated record
AUGAAGAGAGAUCACUAUGGGUCAGCCGAAGAGUACAUCAGUGACUACCAGAGACAAAUGAACAUACUGCGACGAUCCAAAAUUGCGCCACCACCAUUUAUCUCAACCGGAAUCAUGAUCCGACAGCUCCAAGACGAACUUCCGGACAUAGUCUUCAUGCAUGAAGCGUUGCGAAAAGUGAAAGAACCCCACGAAAUUACUCACGAGGACCGACAAGCAAUACGGUUCGGCGGCGGCAGUGGUGUUAUUGUCUUGGCGGUCGGUCCUGAAUUGGUUCCGACGGGCCGAGUGGGGGGAUUUUUGAAAUCCACGAUCCAUCGUGUUGUCACACCUCCUAGGGAUCAGAUCAACAUUCCUCGUCUUGGGUUGCUCUAUUUCUGUCGACCCGGGGAUAAUACGAUAAUGAAGACAGUACCCUCGCCCGUGCUGGACCGUCUUGGCCUACUUGUCGAAGACGACAAAGACCCGAACAAACAUGCUGCCACAGGAACGGAAUAUGUACGCGCUCGGGUUCGGGAUGUGCACUAUAAGAAGGUGAUCGACAAGAGGGAGAACACUUCGUUUGAGUUCAAGGGUUUGAAGGUUGCAAAUCAUUAUGAAUAA